AUGGAUAAACUGUGCAGACAGGAGGGAUUUCUACUGUUGUUCUAACGCCUUUCACCAGAAUGCUUGGAUCCUUUCUAUUUCUUUGGAAGGAUAGUAGAAUGAAUGCUCUUGCUUCAGGUCGGCAUUUAUGGAAUGAUGGUUAUACUGUCAUGACGCGGUCUGUGGUUUUAAGAACGAAGCAAUCGCCGCCAAGGCGCUCGUGCGAUACCUCACGUUUUUUCUCCCUCGGCGCCAGGAGGCCUUCGUUUGUUUACGAGAAUCAAAGCAUCAAAGCUGGAUAGACUCCUUUACAAAUAUAACUUACUCAUCCCUUUACCUUUCUUUGUAACUGUUUUCUUUUUCCACCGACAAAACCUUUGCCAUGCUGACAUCCACGCCCUCACAGUACGUGCCCUUUUCAGAGAUAAAUACACAGCUAGAAUCGUUUUCUUUUGUUCUAUUGAUAUAAUAGCUCUGUAUUUGUUUAACAAGAGGAAGCCGAGAAAGAAAGGGGGAAAUGUGAAGAGUUUUUGGUCAAAUACACAUCCUGUCGUGUAGCGAGGGUCAUCGGUCGAAUCUCGUACCGACGUACUUAGCAAUAAUUGGUUGGGGGAUUAUCUGGUUUGUCGGUGAUGAAAUAGGAUUAUGCCUGGCCCUAUCGACCGGUGAGAGGAUGGCAUGAGGUCCAGACCACCCAAAUGGAAUGUGGACUCAUCGCUAUAAAAGGGGUGGGACACGAAAUUGAGUCGUCAGUGUGACAGACCGCGACAGCACCGCAAGCUAGAGCUACACGUACAGACACCGGCUAAUAGCCUAGCUUACUUCGUAACAUCCCACAGGGGACGGUGCGCGAAGCCAGGGCCCGAUCACUGUGUCCGCCAGGCCCUCCGGCACGCCACAACGAGGAAGUCGCGCGACUUCAGCAGUAAGGUUCGUCAACGACUGGGGACAAGAGUUCAGGUUCUUCAGCGACUGGGGACAAGAGUUAGACUCUUAAGAAGUUGGAGUCUUAAGAAGUGUGUGGUGAAGCAUGAAGAAGAGCGUGAGGAGCAUGCCGUGUCUGGUGACCGUGACGUUGGUGUUGUUCCUGCGGGCUGCCGCCGCCUCCACCUUGCCCAGUCCCACCCGCCACCCGGAGUACAGGUCAGUGCUAGACAGACUCAGGUACACGAUCUCCUCGUCUCUCGGCGACACCGACUCGUCCUUCGGCGCCGAAGAACUGCUCCAUCGGUUUCAGACUCUCGGGUUGAUUCGGCCGCCGGUUGGGAGGGGUCGGGACGGAGAGGGAGUGUCAGACGACACCGUGGUUGAGGAAAAAAUCGUCGUCCGGGCCUCUGCUGUUCACAGGAUAGAGGAGGGGGAAGAACAAGCUCUUGCUGACGAGUCAGCGUCAAAGACAGAGGAGACAACGCGCAUGCCUAAUGAUGAGUCAGACAACCGUCUUCCAGGUGACGAUGACGUCAUAAAAACGGCCCUAGGUCUCUUCACUGAGGCGGAGCUGCCCCAAGAAGUCGAGGGAUCCGCGCAUGCGUCGAGUGAACAGGAUCAGACAAGCCCGGUCGAUGACCGGUAUGAGAGAAAGCGGUAUAGAGGGAGAAAGCCUCGUCGCAACCGACGUCGGAGAAAACAUAAGAAAGACCGAGCACAAAGAAGAUCGGAGAAGAAAUCUGUUAAAGUGAGAAUCGGACAGAGCACACUGUACGCGUUUGGCAGCGUCGUGCGACUACCACUCAGGAAGAGGGACUUGCGCAAAGACUGGUGUAAGGCAGUGGCCUUCGAUCAGGAGGUCACGUCCCCAGGAUGCGAAACAAAACUGGUGAGAAAUAAGUUUUGUUAUGGACAGUGCAGCUCCUUUCACAUCCCACGGCAACAUCCGGGGCCUUUCGACUCGUGCGCCUCCUGUACGCCAACGCGCAUGCGCAACGAAAAAGUCGUCCUGAACUGUCAAGGGAACGAGACUAAAGUACGAAAAGUGUCAAUAGUAGAGGAGUGCGCCUGUCGACCAUGUGGGGAUAAGUACUUCUGAAUCACACGGUAUGACACAUCAUGACUCUCCCGGACUUUUUUAAAAGGAAAAUACUAAAAACACUCCUGCCUAUCGAAAGGAAAUACUAUCUUUUUGUAUUACAAUACAUUAUGUUGUCUGUUUUACUUUGUGUCAAAAAUAGGUUAUGGCUGUAUAUAUUUACAGAAUUGAAUUAAGCUACGAUGUACGGAGGCUAUUUGUACAGACUAUGAUGUAUCACCAGAACGCUUAUUUAUAUUAAAAGUAACUCAUGUGGAAAUAUACUUUAUGCACAUGCAUCUCUACAUUGUAAUGAGACUAAGAAUUUAAAAAUGUAUAUUGUGGUGUCGUCGGUAAAUUAUGACUUCACGCUAUACAUAUGACGACGGGUAUACAUUGCAUCAUAGGACAAAAAUGUAAAUAUAUGUAAUUGGAAAAACAAUGACGUAAGGAUGAACAAAAUCGUUUUUGUAAAUUCUGAGGAAAUCUCGACACCGAUAUUUGUUAUGUCAAAGCUAAUAAUGUCUAACAGAAUAUUUAUCGAUACUUAUUAAUUAUCGAUCUUUAUCUAUCACAGAAUAUUGUUCUUCCAGAUUAUAUAAUAACACCUACGAUUUAUCAAAAUAUUU
This is a messenger RNA of Branchiostoma floridae (Florida lancelet), 2613 nucleotides long. RefSeq lists its product as uncharacterized. Bases 1010 to 2005 code for a protein of 331 amino acids. The record is from RefSeq and is a predicted model, not a curated record. Lineage: Eukaryota; Metazoa; Chordata; Leptocardii; Amphioxiformes; Branchiostomatidae. The transcript has 2 exons.